CAGUCCCCCUCAUUCUUGCUAUGGAGAGCAGUACAGCUAAGACUGCAUCAUUUCAUGUUCCUGUGUGCUAACAACUUACCAGUCUACCAGCUCUGCCCCAACUACACCCUCUCAUUCACCUUAAUCCUAUCUGUGUAGCCACACACAAUGUCUGGGCACUGCCACCUUGCUUUACUUGUGAUCUCAUUGACAUCACUUGGAAUGGCAGAUGAUGCUAUACAGUGCCCCCCCUGCUCACAGGAGAAACUUAUUCGCUGUCUGGGCCCUACUGGGUGCCUGGAGUUGGUGAGAGAACCCGGGUGUGGUUGCUGUGCCACCUGUGCCCUCCAAAAAGGAGAGCCAUGUGGGGUCUAUACUGCUCGAUGUGGCUCUGGGCUUCGUUGUUAUCCCACCAAGAAUUCCGAAAAACCUCUGCAUACCCUAAUGCAUGGACAGGGGGUCUGCACUGAGAUCGAGGAAAUAGAAGCCAUACAGGCAACUUUCCAGACAGCAGCAGAUGAUGACCACCCAAAUAUCAGUUUAAACCCAUGCCCUACAAAUGAUAAGACCUGUCAACAGAAAGAACAUGCAAAAUUAAACUGGAAUGCAAUGCAAAGAAUGAAGAAACAUUCCCUGGGCCGUCAAACAACCAACAAUCAACCAGCAAAAAUGGGUUCCUGCCACAAGGCUCUGAAUGUAGCAUUAGAGAGACUGGCAUCGCUUAGGACCAAAACACAGGAGGAUUUUCUGAAUACUCCAAUUCCUAAUUGUGACCGAGAAGGAAACUAUAAUCCUAAACAGUGUCACCCGGCUCUUGAUGGACAACGUGGAAAAUGUUGGUGUGUUGAUCGGAAUAAUGGAAGCAAGCUGAAUGUGCCUUAUGAUCCUAAUCAAGACCCAGACUGUCAGUUAACAUCUGAGCUUAUCAGAAAAUAAGGCCCAGGGAAACAUUCCACUUGAAUCCGCCACCCACAGUCCACUAUUAAAAGGGAUUCAGCUCUAAAGGGAAUCACUGAAUAUUUCAUUAUGACAAACCUACAAGAGACAGCAUCCGAUCCUUAACUCUUUCUCUGCCAAAGAAGCCUACAAUACUCUAUAAAAUACUGUCCAAACGUGUGUUGCAGAACGCUCUGGCUGGAAAAGAGUUAACAUACAAUUGAAAAGCUGUGGUGUGGAGGGAGGGAGCCCAUGUCCCAUGUGUUUCAUUUAUUCAAGUCAUAGGUAGCCAGAAAUAAGGAGUAAAGUGUGUAGGAUCAAAUUUAGUACAAUUUAAGGGGGAGAUUCAAAUGUUUGAAAAGUCAGUUGGGAGUCUGUUUUUUCCUGUCUAUUAGAUAGGAAAAAAACAGACACCCAACCGACUUUUCAAACAUUUGAAUUUCCCCCUAAAUUUCAGAUCAAGCAACAGUUGUAAUUGGUGGGUUUGCGAGUUAUAUGAGGGGUUUUGUGGAGCAAUAUGAGGUUUACUGUAGAACGUUGUGUAGGAACUGUGAGGACAUAUCAAGAAAAAUGUUAGAAAGAUGAAGCGGGUAGUUUGAGGGGAAAUUUGUCUCCAUCCAUAAUUUGCUAUACUGUAUAGUGAUUUAAGCGCACUUCACUUUGGAAAGCACUUAAUGUUACAGUAUAUAAAGUGUCUGAAGAACUGUAAGAGUUAAAUAACUUUAACAUUAUGCAAAAGAACUGUGAAGAGUAAUUUAUUGUUAAACAUACAGUACAAAUGAUUCAAAUGAGGUUCCGAUUCACAUUCACUUCUGGAACGUCUCUGGAAACCGUGAUCUUCACUGGCACAUUCUCUAUUUACACUGUAAUGCACAUUAAUGGUCUUAUUAGGUGGACGCAGUGCCAAUGUCGCACUGCUCAUGUAUCCCAAUUGUUUGCAUAGAGAAACGCAGCACAGAGUCAGGCCAUGGGUCUGAGAGUCUUACAUGGGGGUGGUAAAGCUCAUGCUGGUGUGUGGUGGGCGUGUAGUUGAAAGCGGCUACAUUCAAAACAAAAGCCACUCACACAGGAGGCCAUGCUGGAUGGAGAAACUGCACCUCCCAUAGAGCUGAUGCAAGUUUGGAUGGUGCAUCGAAAUACACACAGUGACGGAAACCUACUGUCGGAGAUGCUGCAAGUGGGCCGCUCGGUUAUCAGCUGCGGCAUUAGCAUAAAGAUAAGAAUGCCUCAAAAGACACUUCAGUAUUAAGGCCCUAAGGCAAGGGUGGGCAAUUAUUUCAGCUGGUGGGCCGCUUAACACUUUCAGCGAAUAUUCGAGGGCCACACACAAAAUACUCAUAAAGAGUCCCCUUUUUACACAUUACGGCAGACAGCGUCCCCUUUUUACACAUUACAGCAGGCAGCAUCCCCCUUUUUUACACAUUACGGCAGACAGCGUCCCCUUUUUAUACAUUAUGGCAGACAGCGUCCCCCUUUUUACACAUUACUGCAGACAGCGUGCCCUUUUUACACAUUACGGCAGAUAGUGUCCCCCUUUUUACAGAUUACGGCAGACAGUCCCCCUUUUUACACAUUACGGCAGACAGCGUCCCCUUUUUACACAUUACGGCAGACAGCGUCCCCUUUUUACACAUUACGGCAGACAGCGUCCCCCUUUUUACACAUUACGGCAGACAGCGUACCCUUUUUACACAUUACGGCAGACAGUGUCCCCCUUUUUACACAUUACGGCAGACAGCAUACCCUUUUUUAAACUUUAAGACAAGAAAGAAAGAAAGAAAGAAUUAUACUUAAGGCCCAUAUCGACGGGCCGAUGUGGGAGAGAUGUGUGCUGAGCGAACCAAAAGAGGUUUUUUGGUUGGCCGAACAUGCAGGUCUGAAUUAGGCCCAAUAUCGUUUGUCUGGGAGCUCAAGGGAAAUCGUUAAUGACCUUGUUUCAUUUGCACAUUGUAUAGUGUGCGCCCAGCUUAAGGGGGACAUUUACUAAGCAAUAAUAACAGCGGAGAAGUGAGACAGUGGAGAAAUUGCCCCAUCAACAAAUCAGCAGCUCUGUAUCAUUUUAUAGUAUGCAAAUUAUAGAUGUUACUUCAGUGCUGAUUGGUUGCCCUGGCCAACUUCUCCGCUCUUAUCACUGCUUAGUAAAUUUCCACCUAAGACUCUAAUACAUUGGGUACAUCUCUCCAUUUUGUUUUUGAGAGAAAAAAAGUGUGCAUACAGGACAUAAUAAAAUGUAUGAUGAACGAGGAAAGCACUUAUUAGCGUCACCUAUCCAAUUCAGAGAAGAAAUUGCAAUAAGCCAAUCAUAAGCAGUUGAGUAAUGCUGACAGCCAUCCUUCUAAUCACUGUGUACCCAAAAAUUAUAUGGUCUUGAAAGGCAUAUAUUCUGUGCCGGCCUGCAUCUGUUCACAAUUAUGUGGGCACAAGUGUUAUAUUUAGCAAUGUGUGUGGCCUGCAAACAAAGCAAUGCAAAGAAAAAAUAUGAAAGACCACACUUCAAAACGGAUGCAGCUAGAAGUUUUAAUAGGUGGUCACCUACACCCAACAGUCAUAAUAUACAAAAAUAGUUACACAGCGCAACCUUUAGUUAGAGAUCAGUAAUGGGUUAAAAGGUACUGUUCUCUCACAAAUGUCCUUUAAUAAGUUCAAAUUGUUCCACCAAAACGAUCAGUCAAAAUUUACUGCUAUAACGCCAUUAAUCUCCACCUUAUUUCUGUAUUCCUGGUUUCCUCAAGCUCACAGCUUUGUCAUAACCACCGCAUAUGUAAAAAGGGAGAAAGGGAUUUGCAAUAGUGAAAUACGUUUUACCUUGAAAAAGACUCAAGCUGAGUUGAAAUGCAUUGGUGGACUGAGAGUGGUACUGCCAUUUUGUUGCUGGACAUCUGGAAGGCCAUUCAUAUACCAGUACAGUUCUGGACAUUCCUGAUCUUGGGAGGUGCUUUGACACUGACAUACAAAUAUAGGUGUGCCUUUGUACACCCAUACAAUCUUGUCUUAAAGGUUGUCACUAUUUCUGUAUACUAAUGUGUGUGUCCUGUUUCCUGUGCAUGGGCAGAAUGAUUUUGCAACUGUUGUAAGUUUAACUCUAUAUCAGCCCCUAAAUGUGCAAGGUGCUGAGAACUCUGCACACAGGAUUCCCAGUAGAGUGUGCUUUAAUGUGUGUUACAGUGUGAAGACACUCGCAGAUCGGAAUCAAUGAUCCCGCAUGAUGGCUGCAUUUUUGUUUCUCUGUGCAGGAGGUCAAACCACAAAACAUACACAGUGCACAUAAGUGCUGACAUGUCAAUGAGUAAAUUCGUGAAGCUUAUUCUUUCACUGCAAAUAACUUUCAGAAAAUCAUGAUUACUUGGUAAUUUUACAUUUUACUGUUUUAGAAUUAAAGAAUUCUGUGAAACUGUGUUUUUUUCUUUAAUAACCCAAAAGUAUGCAAUAAAUAUAAGUAGGGACUAUGAGAGAAUAGUGAUCUUUUGUAAUUAUCAAUAACGGUGGGAAGGGGGGGGGGUUAAAUUAAAGCUUCAUAUGUAAACUGAUGUGAUCAUACCUCUUUGAUAACUGAAGAAUUUAAGAAAAUACCAGCCAUGAUUCACAACUUUGUACAUCAAAACUGGCCAUGCUUGGAUCAAUCAGCAAGUUACAAUCCAUUCUGUAUAUAGAAUCCAAGGGCCCAUUUAUCAUUGAUUGCACUUGUAAUGAGAUCUGGGCGCAAUAUUAGUGUCCAAGAUCGCAUUGCAGAAUGUGAUCAAAUUGGCCCUCAUUCCGAGUUGAUCGCUAGCUGCUUUCGGUCGCAGCGCAGCGAUUAGGUAAAAAAGCGGUACUUCUGCGCAUGCGUAUGGGGCGCAGUGCGCACGCCCGAUGUACUUUCACAAAAGCCGAUGCAGUUUCACACAAGGUCUAGUGACGCUUUUCAGUCGCACUGUUGACCGCUGAGUGAUUGACAGGAAAGGGGCGUUUCUGGGUGGUAACUGACUGUUUUCAGGGAGUGUGCUGAAAAAUGCAGGCGUGUCAGAUACAAACGCAGGCGUGCCUGAGGAAACGGGGGAGUGGCUGGCCGAACGCAGGGCGUGUUUGUGACGUCAAAACAGGAACUAAAUAGUCUGAAGUGAUCGCAGGCUAGGAGUAGGUCUGGAGCUACUCAGAAACUGCUCGGAAAUAUUUUGGAGCAGUUCUGCGAUCCUUUCGGUUGCACUUCUGCUAAGCUAAGAUACACUCUCAGAGGGCGGCGGCUUAGCGUUUGCACUGCUGCUAAAAGCAGCUAGCGAGCGAUCAACUCGGAAUGAGGGCCAUUGGCGGCAUGUAUCAAUGAAAACCUGCAGGGACAAGGGCUCCCUGGGAUGUGCUGUGACGGCUGCCAGAGCUUCUGCGCAUGCGUGGUUCCACUGAUCGCACAUGCAAAGCCGCCACUUUCGGUGGAGGAUUCCAGGGGAACACUCUGCCGGCCAGGUAUGCGGUGUGUAGCCCAUAGUAAAUUGAUAAAUCUAUGGGGAUGAGGAUGCCAGUGGGAAUGGAGGGAUUGUAGCAGGUUUCAGAGAUAUCUGCUGCGGUCCUUCCCACGGGUUGGGACUUCCUACAUAUAGUACUUUUGGGGGCUACUUAAUAUUUGCGGCUAACCUCUAAAAAGGGUUUUUUUUAUAAAUGAUAAUAAACUAAUGAUGCAGUUACUAUAUCUUAAGCGAUUGUGAUAAAAGAGAUGAUUCAGACUUGUGAGAAAGCAUACAAAAGAACAAUGCAAGAUAUGCAAAUACAUUUGAUUGUUUUUGCAUGCAGGGUAAAUACUGUCUGCUAUAGCUCGACAGCUUUAUUUGAUACUUUUUAAAACUGCGCCCCCUCUGCAGUGCAACACGGUUUUGCCAAUGUGUAAAGUUAUUUCUGUUUUUGGUUUGUUCCCAAAUAACAAAUAACUUCUAUAUAUGUAAAUAUCAUUAUCAAUUUGUUGUUUUUCAUGCUUACAUCUGAACCUCCAGGUAACUGUUUAGUAUUCUCCUGUCUUUCAUUGAUUCCUACAAAUGUAUAACGGGAGCGUUUCCCAGUUGUAAAUUACUAGGGAGUAUAUGCUAUAUAGAUAAAUGUUAGUACACAAAAUGCUAAAUAAUACUGUGUUGAGGGUGGGUCUGGGGUCUGGGUAUAGGAGAGCAGUAAUAAUUUGCCUUGGACUGACUUGCAUACUUUAAUGUGUCUAUAAAAAUGACUUUUGUUUUUACUGCAAUGUUUGAUCACCACCUAUCAACAGCAGCUAUAGGAAAUACUAAUGUAGUUUAUUAAGGUUAUUGUGGUGCAUAUAGGGGAAUCACUUUUAAGCUCAAGUAGCACAUCUUUCUAGGUAAUAUGUUUGUUUUUUAAUGUAUAGUUAUAUUCCUAGGCAAUACUUUUCUUCUGUUGUUGUUGUUCUAAGAUGACAGCAUUGUAUCUGUGAAUAAUGCUCCUUGUCAUGUGACUAAUCCAGGGCGUUAGCUUAUGUGUAUAUGUCAAGGAUGAACUUGGUUGAGUAGCCAAUAACAAGAAUGUCUUCUCAGCCAAGUUAAGACAUUUGCAGAAUGAGGAUACAUGUCAUGACAAGGGUUAAUGUUGGCCUUUAAAUCAAUGUAGCAUUUGUGUUUUAUUUUAAAUGUACAUAUCUACUUUUGUGUGAAAUUUAAUGUGAAAACAAUAAAAACACUGAUGUUUCCUUAAA
Molecule: messenger RNA, 6580 nt
Organism: Pseudophryne corroboree (corroboree frog)
Lineage: Eukaryota; Metazoa; Chordata; Amphibia; Anura; Myobatrachidae
Gene: IGFBP4
Product: insulin like growth factor binding protein 4
Exons: 4
Coding region: 148-915 (255 amino acids)
Biological process (GO): regulation of insulin-like growth factor receptor signaling pathway
Cellular component (GO): extracellular region
Molecular function (GO): insulin-like growth factor I binding; insulin-like growth factor II binding
Source: RefSeq, a predicted model, not a curated record